ACCAGUAACAGUCAGCUCUUCCCCUUUUUCUGUUGCUGUCUGUUACUGUGAAUAAAUACAGAGAACCAGAAUGUGUCUGUCGUGAAGUCAACCUGCUGGAUCAGAACGAACAAGAGGGGUUACAUAUAUACUAUAAGCCUAGUUGGAAUAAUUGCUGAUAUGAACCUUAUCAGUCCAAUUUAAGUGAAGAUAAGAACAUGGAGGCAUAGGUCAACCUGGUAAUAGGAUAUAAAUUCUUCACCAGAGCCUUAUUCUUGCUGUUGGAUUGAGAAAGACAUCCAGUGAACAUACAGAUGUCUGUGACUUGGUGGCAAACAUGAAGGAAUCCAAGCAACAUGCACCAUUCGAUGCAGACAACAAAGCAGACACUCCAGUCAGAUAUGACAUGAAAAAGGAAGAUGACACGAAAAAAGAAAAUAAACUGAGUGUUGGAUACUUUCAGCUGUUUCGAUUUGCCACCUGGGGAGACAAACUGAUGAUGGUGGUGGGCAGCUUGUGUGCCCUGAUCCAUGGCUCAGCUUCACCUCUCAUGCUCCUGGUGUACAGCAUAAUGACUAACACUUUUGUGGCUUAUGAGCUGGAGGUCCAAGAGCUCAAAGAUCCAAACAAGACCUGCAUAAACAGCACCAUCCAUUGGACCAAUGGCUCCAUACAUGAAGCAGCUGAUAACAGCACGGUUUCCUGUGGGGUGGAUAUUGAAGCACAGAUGACCAUGUUUGCAUAUUACUACGUUGGAAUCGGACUGGGUGUUCUGAUUGUUAGUUAUUUUCAGAUUGCUUUCUGGGUGUUAACAGCUUCAAGACAAACUCAGAGAAUCAGAAAAACUUAUUUCAGGAAGGUUAUGCAGAUGGAGAUUGGAUGGUUUGACUGUAACUCUGUAGGGGAACUGAACACAAGGAUUUCUGAUGAUAUCAACAAGAUCAACAAUGCUAUUGCCGAUCAGGUGUCUAUUUUUAUUGAGAGAGUCUCGACUUUUGUCUUUGGCUUCAUGGUUGGAUUCAUCGGCGGGUGGAAGCUUACUUUGGUCGUCAUAGCAGUCAGCCCUUUGAUUGGCAUAGCUGCUGGACUCAUGGCCAUGGCUGUAUCCAGGCUAACAGGAAGAGCGCUGACGGCCUACGCCAAGGCAGGAGCAGUGGCAGACGAGGUCCUGUCCUCUAUCAGGACAGUUGCAGCUUUCGGAGGCGAGGAAAAGGAAGCUGAAAGGUAUGACAAAAACCUAAUUGAAGCUCAGAACUGGGGUGUUAAAAAGGGCUCAAUCAUAGGAGUUUUUCAAGGAUACCUGUGGUGCAUCAUUUUCCUGUGUUACGCCCUGGCCUUUUGGUACGGGUCCAAACUAGUCAUUGACACCAAGGAGCUGACUCCGGGGGGCCUCAUUCAGAUUUUCUUCGGAGUGCUGAUGGCAGCCAUGAACCUCGGUCAGGCUUCGCCGUGUCUGGAGGCCUUUGCUUCAGGCCGUGCAGCAGCAAAAAUUAUUUUUGAAACGAUUGAUCGGGAACCAGAAAUUAAUUGUUUUUCAGAGAAUGGACAUAAAUUAGACAGAGUCAAGGGUGACCUCGAGUUCCGCAAUGUCACCUUCUUCUACCCAUCUCGACCUGACGUUAAGAUUUUAGAUAACCUGAGCAUUCAGAUCAAAGCAGGAGAAACGACUGCCUUCGUUGGAUCGAGUGGAUCUGGAAAAAGCACCGCAAUCCAGCUCAUUCAAAGAUUUUAUGAUCCAAAGGAAGGAACGGUGUCUUUAGAUGGGCAUGACAUCCGCACAUUAAACAUCCAGUGGCUCCGCUCUCUCAUUGGUAUUGUGGAGCAGGAGCCAGUGCUGUUUGCCACGACUAUUGCAGAGAAUAUACAGUAUGGACGACCUGGAGUAACCAUGGAAGAAAUCAUCCAGGCAGCAAAAGAUGCCAAUGCUUAUAACUUUAUAAUGACUCUCCCACAGACAUUUGACACACUGGUGGGUGAAGGUGGAGGCCAGAUGAGUGGAGGACAGAAGCAGAGGAUUGCAAUAGCUCGAGCUCUCAUCAGAAACCCUAAGAUCCUGCUGUUGGACAUGGCCACAUCAGCGUUAGAUAACGAGAGUGAAGCUGUAGUCCAAGAAGCUCUGGAUAAUGUACGAGCAGGAAGGACAACCAUCUCCAUAGCCCACCGUCUUUCCACUAUCAGAAACGCAGAUGUGAUUGCUGGAUUUGAGCACGGACGGGCUGUGGAGAAAGGAACACACACCGAAUUAAUGGAAAAACAAGGUGUCUACUUCACUCUUGUGACCCUGCAGAACCAAGGUUUAUCCAACACAAUUAAAGAUGCAAUCAGUGAGCCUAUUGAGGAUGACUUUGAUCCAAAAGUUGAGAGUUUUAGACGUGGAAGCUGCAGAUCCAGCAAAAGGAACUCUGUACGUCUGCGAUCUCAGAGCAAACUGUCAAGUGACUUUGUCCCAGAUGCAGUGUCAAGAAGCCUCAUGAUCUCUUCAAAUCUCCAGAUCAUGCCAGAAAAUAUGGCUGAAGAUGAUGCAGAAGAAAACAAAGAGUCAGCUCCAGUUGCACGCAUCCUGAAGUACAACCGACCAGAAUGGCCGUACAUGCUGCUGGGAUCACUGGGAGCUGCAGUUAAUGGCUCUGUUAACCCUAUCUAUGCAGUCCUGUUCAGCCAGAUUCUCGGGACUUUUUCCAUUCAGAACUUGGAUAAGCAGCGGGAAGAGAUCAACGGCAUCUGCGUUCUGUUUUGCAUUGUUGCUGUGAUCAGUUUCUUUUCACAGUUUCUGCAGGGAUAUGCUUUUGCUAAGUCUGGAGAGCUGCUGACUCGCCGUCUGAGGAAAGUGGGUUUCCAGGCCAUGCUGAAACAGGAAAUUGGCUGGUUUGAUGAUCCCAGGAACAGUCCUGGAGCUUUGACCACCAGACUGGCCACAGAUGCAUCAGUGGUCCAGGGGGCAACAGGAUCCCAGAUUGGCAUGAUCGUGAACUCACUGACCAGCAUUGGAGUCUCGUUCAUCAUUGCCUUCUACUUCAGUUGGAAGUUAACAUUGGUAAUCAUGUGCUUCCUGCCUCUUAUUGGGCUGUCUGGUGUAUUCCAAGCCAAAAUGCUGACAGGUUUUGCAAACGAAGAUAAAAAGUCUAUGGAAGCAGCAGGUCGGGUAUCCAGUGAGGCUCUUGGCAACAUCAGGACCAUAGCAGGUUUAGCCAAAGAGCACUCAUUUGUUGAAUCAUAUGAGCAAAAACUCGAGCUUCCUUAUAAAUCUGCCAAGAAUAGAGCCAACAUCUAUGGGCUCUGUUUUGGCUUUGCUCAGUGCGUCAUCUUCAUGGCAUAUGCGGCUUCGUUUAGAUAUGGAGGCUACCUGGUCAGAGCUGAAAAGUUACCAUAUAUGCUGGUGUUUAGAGUCAUCUCAGCCAUCGUGAUCAGCGGGACAGCACUAGGCAGAGCUUCCUCCUUCACUCCAGAUUAUGCCAAAGCCAAAAUCGCUGCUGCUCAGUUCUUUAAACUGUUGGACAGGGUUCCUAAAAUCAGCAUAAGCCACACAGAUGGACAGAAAUGGGAGAUGUUCAAAGGAGAAAUUGAGUUUCGUAAUUGCAAGUUUACGUAUCCAACAAGACCAGACAUUCAAGUGCUGAGCGGCCUGGUUGUUUCUGUAAAGCCUGGUCAGACUUUGGCUUUUGUUGGGAGCAGCGGCUGUGGGAAAAGCACCAGUGUCCAGUUACUGGAAAGGUUCUACGACCCAGAUGAAGGACAAGUGUUGAUUGAUGGUCACCAAUCCCGUGCCGUCAAUGUUCCCUUCUUGAGGUCUCAGAUUGGGAUUGUGUCCCAGGAACCGAUUUUAUUUGACUGCAGCAUAGCAGAGAACAUCCAAUACGGAGAUAACACUCGGGUUGUUGACAUGGAGGAGGUUGUAGAGGCUGCCAAGAAGGCCCAUCUUCACGACUUUGUGAUGUCUCUACCAGAUAAAUAUGAGACUCAGGUUGGUGCCCAGGGCUCACAGCUAUCAAGAGGACAGAAGCAACGCAUUGCCAUCGCCAGAGCCAUUGUCCGAAACCCCAGGAUCCUGCUGCUUGAUGAGGCUACCUCUGCUCUAGACACAGAAAGUGAACAGACUGUUCAGUCUGCUCUGGAUGAAGCAAGAAAAGGACGAACCUGUAUUGUCAUCGCUCACCGGCUCUCCACUAUCCAGACUGCCGACAUUAUAGCAGUGAUGUCCCAAGGAGCAGUUAUUGAACAAGGCACGCAUGAUCAACUCAUGGCCAAGAAGGGUGCCUAUUACAAAUUGGUCACAACAGGAGCCCCGAUCAGCUAGUCACAAGCACCAACAAACAGUAUUAAGAACAUUUGAUUAAAUAAAUCAGCCCGCCACUGUGAAACCACCAGUGCUGUGGUCAAUUCAUGUUAAAAAUUCAUAUGUAAGAAUCUGAAAUGGGAGUUAUUUGUCUGUUUAAAAAAAUUUGUUUUUUAUACCUUCAUAUCAUUAAAAAUAUUUUUUUUU
Molecule: messenger RNA, 4459 nt
Organism: Girardinichthys multiradiatus
Lineage: Eukaryota; Metazoa; Chordata; Actinopteri; Cyprinodontiformes; Goodeidae
Gene: abcb11a
Product: ATP-binding cassette, sub-family B (MDR/TAP), member 11a
Exons: 30
Coding region: 317-4273 (1318 amino acids)
Biological process (GO): transmembrane transport
Cellular component (GO): membrane
Molecular function (GO): ABC-type transporter activity; ATP binding; ATP hydrolysis activity
Source: RefSeq, a predicted model, not a curated record